AUGAUGACUAGCAAUGAAUGGGACAAUACAAAAUGGUCUAAGAGCAAAAAGGGAAAAGAGACCUUUGAUAUUGUUGUUCCCAAUGAUUUUUGGAUCUUGAUAGACUUGUGUUUGAGAGUGUUUACUCCAUUAGUGAAAGUUCUUAGACUAGUUGAUGAAGAGGAGAAACCUUCAAUGGGAUUUGUUUAUGGAGAGCUACUAAAGGCAAAGGAUGACAUUAUAAAGAUGUUGAAGAGGGAAAGUGACUAUAUGCCAAUCUUGAACAUUAUUGAUGUAAAGGGCAAGGAUCAAAUUGAUAGCCCACUUCACACAACAGCUUAUCUUUUGAAUCUGUUUUACUUCUUCAAGAAUCCAAAAAUCAAAGAUAAUCAAUUGAUAACUAAUAAUGUGAUUCUUUAUGUUGAAAAGUUCUUUUCCGAUGCUCAAAUGCAACAUCAUGUGAUAAAUGUUGAGUUGCAAAGAUACACUCAAAAAGAAGGUGCAUUUGGAAGAAAACUAGCAGCAUGUGGAUUAAGUUGGUGGGACUUUUAUGGCAAUGAAGCACCAAACUUAAAAUUAAUGGCAAAGAGGAUCCUUGGUUUGACUACUAGUUCAUCCGGUUGUGAGAGAAAUUUGAGUGUCUUUGAAGGGGUACACACCAAGAAGAGGAACCGCUUAGAUGCCACAAGGAUGAAAAACCUAGUUUAUGUUCAAUUUAAUGCAAGGUUGAUGAACAAAAAGAAGAGGAAGGAUAAAUUAGAAAUUUUAUUAGCAAGUGAUGCUAGUAAUGCACAAUCUUGGAUUGUUGAUGGUUGUGAUGAUGAGGAGAAAGUUGACAAUAUAUUACCAUCUACAAGAGGUAAUAGAAAUUCUCAAGUCGAAAUAAGGGAACCCGAUGAAAAUGAUUUCGUAUCAGAUGACACUGAAGAUGACUUGAAUGAAGAAGAGGAGAUUGAAUUAGAAUCUAAUAAAGAGCUAGACAAGAUUUAG
Messenger RNA from Olea europaea var. sylvestris, 969 nucleotides. RefSeq lists its product as uncharacterized. The coding region runs from base 1 to 969 and encodes 322 amino acids. Lineage: Eukaryota; Viridiplantae; Streptophyta; Magnoliopsida; Lamiales; Oleaceae. The transcript is spliced from 3 exons. The record is from RefSeq and is a predicted model, not a curated record. Gene Ontology annotation, molecular function: protein dimerization activity.